UGCAACUUCCUGUAAAUUCAGCUGGACAAGGAGUAAGAGACUGACAGAUCUUGUUUGGAAUUAUCACUCCUGUAUUCAUCCGUCCAUAUUAUAGCCGUCCAUGAUGGACCCGAUGGAGUGUGACCCCAGCCAUGUGGAGUCUGAGGUGUGUGUCACACAAGAUUCGGACAACAUCUACAGCGGCCUCACAAACUUCAAGGUAGAGAAGAAGAUCGGCAAGGGGCAGUUUUCUGAAGUGUGGAGGGCACUCAACCUCAUCGACAACAGCAUUGUUGCUCUCAAGAAAGUCCAAAUAUUUGAGAUGAUGGACGCCAAGGCAAGACAGGACUGCAUCAAGGAGAUUGAUUUAUUGAGGCAACUGAAUCACCCGAAUGUCAUCAAAUACCUAGCCAACUUUAUCGGUAACAAUGAGCUGAACAUUGUGUUGGAGCUGGCCGACGCUGGGGACCUGUCUAGGAUGAUCAAGCACUUUAAGAAACAGAACCGCCUCAUCCCAGAGAAAACAAUUUGGAAAUACUUUGUGCAGAUCUGUAGUGCCCUUGACCACAUGCAUUCCCGGAGGAUCAUGCAUAGAGAUAUCAAACCAGCCAAUGUUUUCAUUACUGCUCAGGGUGUUGUGAAACUUGGUGACCUUGGCCUUGGUCGGUUUUUCAGCUCCAAGACAACUGCAGCACAUUCCCUAGUGGGGACACCAUACUACAUGUCUCCAGAGAGAAUUCAUGAAAAUGGCUACAACUUCAAGUCUGACAUCUGGUCUCUAGGCUGUCUCCUGUAUGAGAUGGCAGCAUUGCAGUCUCCCUUCUAUGGAGAUAAGAUGAACCUGUACUCUCUGUGUAAGAAGAUCGAAUCGUGUGACUACCCACCACUGCCAUCUGACCACUACUCCCGCGAGCUGAGAGAGCUGGUAGCCAUGUGUAUCAACCCGGACCCUGAACAACGGCCCAGUAUCGACUAUGCCUACUCGGUAGCACAGAAGAUGAACUUACAUUUCCAGCAGCAGCAGCAGCAGAAGCAGCAGGGGACCAGUGCAACCACGCAGGUACAGAAGCCAGCUGUACCGCAGCAGUUCCAGGCCAUGGCGACAUCCACACCACAGCAGUCCUGACUCAACUGUGACCUUGACCUUCAUGUGUCCAUUUGACCUUGACCACCAUGAGUCCAUUUGACCUUGACCUUCACUUUAGCGGUCAUUAUCAUCAGGUUACAUAGAGCUGUCUUUCACUUGUCCAUGUGACCUUGUCCUUCACUGUAGGGGUCACUGUCGUUAUGCAGAUCAUGUUAUUUAAUCCACUGCAGUUGUGUUAAGUGCAGAGAUUUUAUUAAGACUGACGUUGUUAGGUUGUAAUGGUCUAUCUUUGUUGCCACGGCGUGAGCUGACCUGUGAUGAUGACUGUAUGUAUGAGUCACGUGACCUAGAACGGUAACACUCGGUUACGUCUUGCCCAGUUAUCUGUGUUGUAUACACCAGCACUCUUUACUUCCCUGCACCAAAGCGACAGAUCAAAGGAUAGCGUUUGCAUGAUUUGCCAUUGAGAAAACGACACUUGCUUGAAAGCUUGACAUGUACACCAUGUACACAGUGUUCCUCGCUGCUAUUGGAACCAGUUGUGUAGCUCUUGAUGAUCACACGGUGUAGAGUGGUUGUCGUAUCUAUUUACUGCUGAAAUGACAGGCUUGCAUGAUAGGCCUCAUGAAUUCCUACAGAUCAGUUCCGAUGUAACCCCCACAAAUAGAAGGUUGCAUCUCUGGGACUGAAGCAGUUCUUAUAACCAUGGCAAUGGAGUUUGCUGAAAGUCAGAAAAAUCAUGGUUCAUAGAUUGUUCUGUGUGAGUAGCUGUGGUUGGAUGCAAGCGUUGUGCGGGUACAUUAACAAAGUAGCUGUGGUUGGAUGCAAGUGUUGUGUGGGUACAUUCAACAGAAUUGCUGUGCUUGGAUACAAGUGUUGUGUGAGUACGUUCAACAGAAUUGCUGUGCUUGGAUGCAAGUGUUGUGUGGGUACAUUCAACAGAUAUGCUGUGCUUGGAUACAAGUGUUGUGUGGGUACAUUCAACAGAAUUGCUGUGCUUGGAUACAAGUGUUGUGUGAGUACGUUCAACAGAAUUGCUGUGCUUGGAUGCAAGUGUUGUGUGGGUACAUUCAACAGAUAUGCUGUGCUUGGAUACAAGUGUUGUGUGGGUACAUUCAACAGAAUUGCUGUGCUUGGAUACAAGUGUUGUGUGAGUACGUUCAACAGAAUUGCUGUGCUUGGAUGCAAGUGUUGUGUGGGUACAUUCAACAGAUAUGCUGUGCUUGGAUGCAAGUGUUGUGUGGGUAUAUUCAACAGAUAUGCUGUGCUUGGAUGCAAGCGUUGUGUGGAUGUUCAACAGAACAGCUCAGCUUGGAUGCAAGUGUUGUGUAAGUGUACAACAGAACAGUUGUGGUUGAAUGCAAGUGUUGUGUCGGUACAUUC
Haliotis rubra (blacklip abalone) is the source of this 2449-nucleotide messenger RNA. Its product is annotated as serine/threonine-protein kinase Nek7-like. Lineage: Eukaryota; Metazoa; Mollusca; Gastropoda; Lepetellida; Haliotidae. Bases 101 to 1105 code for a protein of 334 amino acids. The record is from RefSeq and is a predicted model, not a curated record. Gene Ontology annotation, biological process: protein phosphorylation. The transcript is spliced from 9 exons. Gene Ontology annotation, molecular function: ATP binding; protein kinase activity.